Messenger RNA from Coregonus clupeaformis (lake whitefish), 2787 nucleotides. Its product is annotated as alpha-(1,3)-fucosyltransferase 4-like. Gene Ontology annotation, cellular component: membrane. The transcript has a single exon. NCBI's taxonomy places the organism in Eukaryota, Metazoa, Chordata, Actinopteri, Salmoniformes, Salmonidae. Gene Ontology annotation, molecular function: alpha-(1->3)-fucosyltransferase activity. The record is from RefSeq and is a predicted model, not a curated record. Bases 102 to 1229 code for a protein of 375 amino acids.
GACAGGGCAGUGGACGUUAAGUUUCUAGAACUUCUGGAGCUAAUGGCAGAGGGUGCUUGAGUAGUUCAUGGAAAUAAGGACUGGAAGUUUGACAGGAUUUCAUGGAGGUAACUCAGUGGGCUACUCAGUGGAUUACAGGGGGUCGUUCUACCUCUCACAGAGCCGGUAAGCGCCCCCGUCUGCGUCGUGUGACUGUUCUGAGAACGUCAUGGUUGUGUUUUGCCGCUCUCGUCUGUAUGCUCUUUCUCUUCCUUGGAGUGUGUUUUCUCAAUCUCUUCGACCCACGAUUGCAACCCCUCCCUCUCACUGGAGUCGAGCCCAGAGAUGUCACCCUUCUCCUGUGGACGCACCCCUUCGGCCACUACCGCAGACUGCCGGACUGUGAGGCACGCUUUGGGAUCUGUGGGUGCGUACUGACCGACGACCAGCGCAUGUACCCUUGGGCUGACGCCGUCAUCAUGCACCACCGUGAGAUAGCGACCAACGCCACCGCACUCCCGCCAGACCCACGGCCCAGUGGCCAGAAGUGGAUCUGGAUGAAUUUUGAGUCCCCGUCUCACACACGUGGCCUGCGGCGGUUCGAGGGCAUGUUCAACCUCACCAUGACCUACCGAGCAGAUUCAGACAUCUUCCUCCCCUACGGCUACCUGGUGCCCCGCCUUCACCCUCACGCCAACGGCCCCCACACACGCCCCCGGCGGCCCCACCUACUGGCCUGGGUCAUCAGUAACUGGUCAGAGUCGCAGGCCCGCGUGGUGUACUACCGCCGGCUGGCUAACUACGUUGGCGUGGAUGUGUUCGGGCGUGCAGGUGUGCCACUGCCAGAGGACAGCACUGUGGUGCGCACGGUGAGGCGCUACCAGUUCUAUCUGGCGUUGGAGAACUCACAGCACACCGACUACAUCACCGAGAAGCUCUGGAACUCCUUACUGGCCGGGGCCAUUCCUGUAGUUCUCGGGCCGCCGCGGGAAAACUACGAACGCUUCCUCCCCCAUGAUGCCUUCAUCCAUGUUGACGACUUCCCCUCUCCCCGCCUGCUCGCCCAAUACCUGCUGCGGCUGCGCCGGAGCCCCGCCCUCCUGCAGAGACACCUGGCCUGGAGGAAGAACUACUGCGUGCACCUGACCGCCUUCUGGGCGGAGCAUUACUGCACAGCGUGCCGCGCCGUGCAGAGCCACAGACUCCGGACUAACACCAUCACCAACCUUCAGCGCUGGUUUGAGUCCUGACCUCUGACUCCUUUUUGACCUUCCAAUACGUGAUGACUACUACGAACAUGAUUGGUCACCAAUCCAGCCAGAACCCAGUCUGUAGCAGGGACCCCAUAGGAACUGUCUUGAACACCAUUUAGAAAACAGUGUAUCACAGGAAGAAACGUUUCAUAUUUAUUGAACGUCAUUGAACUGUGAUUCACUUGUCUGUUACUUUUAUUUGUUAUUUAUUAAUCAGGGUUCAGUAGUGUUAUGAAGUGAGUUGUGUCAGACUGUAUAAGAAACAGAGACCUUGCCCUUAUCAGUGGGUGUGUGGGUUGUUUGACAGCUGCUGUUGGAGGCCUUCCUAAAACUAUAAUCACUCUCAUAGAAACUAUCCAGGCUACUGUAUACACCGCUAUAAUCAUUCUCAUAGAAACUGUCCAGGCUACUGUAUACACCGCUAUAAUCACUCUCAUAGAAACUGUCCAGGCUACUGUAUACACCGCUAUAAUCACUCUCAUAGAAACUGUCCAGGCUACUGUAUACACCGCUAUAAUCACUCUCAUAGAAACUGUCCAGGCUACUGUAUACACCGCUAUAAUCACUCUCAUAGAAACUGUCCAGGCUACUGUAUACACCGCUAUAAUCACUCUCAUAGAAACUGUCCAGGCUACUGUAUACACCGCUAUAAUCACUCUCAUAGAAACUCUCCAGGCUACUGUAUACACCGCUAUAAUCACUCUCAUAGAAACUGUCCAGGCUACUGUAUACACCGCUAUAAUCACUCUCAUAGAAACUCUCCAGGCUACUGUAUACACCGCUAUAAUCACUCUCAUAGAAACUCUCCAGGCUACUGUAUACACCGCUAUAAUCACUCUCAUAGAAACUGUCCAGGCUACUGUAUACACCGCUAUAAUCACUCUCAUAGAAACUAUCCAGGCUACUGUAUACACCGCUAUAAUCACUCUCAUAGAAACUGUCCAGGCUACUGUAUACACCGCUAUAAUCACUCUCAUAGAAACUGUCCAGGCUACUGUAUACACCGCUAUAAUCACUCUCAUAGAAACUGUCCAGGCUACUGUAUACACCGCUAUAAUCACUCUCAUAGAAACUGUCCAGGCUACUGUAUACACCGCUAUAAUCACUCUCAUAGAAACUGUCCAGGCUACUGUAUACACCGCUAUAAUCACUCUCAUAGAAACCGUCCAGGCUACUGUAUACACCGCUAUAAUCACUCUCAUAGAAACUGUCCAGGCUACUGUAUACACCGCUAUAAUCACUCUCAUAGAAACUGUCCAGGCUACUGUAUACACCGCUAUAAUCACUCUCAUAGAAACUGUCCAGGCUACUGUAUACACCGCUAUAAUCACUCUCAUAGAAACUGUCCAGGCUACUGUAUACACCGCUAUAAUCACUCUCAUAGAAACUGUCCAGGCUACUGUAUAUUUACAUCAAACGUCUUUCUCUCCUCAUCUGUCUGCUGUCUGAUUUGUUCAGUUGUUUCAGUCCAAGAUAUUUCAGACUUUUGAAUGUUUUUUCACUACAUGUGAAACUUCUAAUGUAUGCAAUUGCAAUAAAUGAAACUUGAAUUUGA